Molecule: messenger RNA, 567 nt
Organism: Sparassis crispa
Lineage: Eukaryota; Fungi; Basidiomycota; Agaricomycetes; Polyporales; Sparassidaceae
Exons: 3
Coding region: 1-567 (188 amino acids)
Source: RefSeq, a predicted model, not a curated record
AUGGUCUCCUUCAAAGUAAACCGCCACCUUCUGCUCCUCUCUCUCCUCCUCUCUUCCACCAUCCCCGCUCGCACCCAACAGACCGCGCUCGUCGCCCUGCCCACGUUCUCCACCAUCUCCAACACGAGCGUCAUGGCCUCUUCCGCCUCUCCCGAGUGGCUCCAGGAGCAUCUCACCACCCUCCUCAACUCGCCCUACAUCCACUUCAAGAACCCUGGCCCGCUGGGUCUGCGCAUGGGCCCCGGGCCUAUUGACCUCUUCAGCACCCGCUUCAACAACAUGUUCACCAAGGACGCCACCGGUGUCGUUGCCGGGAACGAGGUCGACAAGGCGGGCUUGAAGGAGAGCAUCCUCGCGCUGCAGAAGAAGUGGAACCCGGAUACCGCCACUUUUUCGGCGCAGGAUACGACAGAGCCCGGUCAUCCGGUCACGCGCUUUGCGUGGGCUCAGAAGAACUCAGGGACUCAAGCUGAGGUCACUGCUGCUGCAUCCGUGCGCGAAGAGGGCGGCUCCCCGCGCAUCGACACCCUCACGCUCGACGGCGACGAGGCGUUGUUCACCAACUAA